AUGUUUUUCUUUUGGAAUACCAGUUGGCCCUUAGGCUACGGCGUUAUAAAGCACCGGGACCAGCCGCGUUGUGUUGGGGCAGAAAUAAUAUCCAAGAAGGUCCUGGGGCUGUGUCGACGUGCUAUCCGCAGUAUCACCCGCAUCAGGUUGCGGCAGAGUGGUGAUGUAGAGGAAAAUCCCGGCCCUUCACUGCGAGGAAUGCAGUGGAACUCAUCUGGACUUACCCAGGCCAAGAGGCUUGUUCUCCACAAAACCCUUCUUGAGGAGAAUGUGACAUUCUGCCUUCUAAGCGAGACGAAACUAUCUUGUGCGGAAGUGUCGAGUUUCACAAUUGCUGGUUACCAACAUCAUGGAGCACCCCACCCCUCUAAAGGAGGCGGCGUUUUGAUUCUUGUGCGUGAAGAUCUGCCAGUAGAAGUAGGACUCACCGUAGUUGCAAGCGUUGGGCAUGCCCAUUGCAACGAUCCACAUAUCAGAAGGUCUGGCGCUCACAGUAACGUCAGGAUACUCUUUCCUCCGGAGAGAUACCAUACACAACAUCGCAACUUGACAAGCUUUUGA
This is a messenger RNA of Trypanosoma theileri, 561 nucleotides long. Its product is annotated as Tbingi protein. The record is from RefSeq and is a predicted model, not a curated record. The coding region runs from base 1 to 561 and encodes 186 amino acids. NCBI's taxonomy places the organism in Eukaryota, Euglenozoa, Kinetoplastea, Trypanosomatida, Trypanosomatidae. The transcript has a single exon.